Molecule: messenger RNA, 1756 nt
Organism: Mesitornis unicolor (brown roatelo)
Lineage: Eukaryota; Metazoa; Chordata; Aves; Mesitornithiformes; Mesitornithidae
Gene: ARHGEF3
Product: Rho guanine nucleotide exchange factor (GEF) 3
Exons: 8
Biological process (GO): intracellular signal transduction; positive regulation of Rho protein signal transduction
Molecular function (GO): guanyl-nucleotide exchange factor activity
Source: RefSeq, a predicted model, not a curated record
CGUUCAAUCAGUUUCCGUAGUGAUAGUCGCCCAGAUCUGUUCACUCCACGGCCAUGGGCUCGAAAUAUGCCCCCUGCUAACACAAAGCGGAGAGACAGCAAACUAUGGAGUGAGACCUUUGAUGUCUGUGUCAAUCACAUGCUCACAUCUAAAGAAAUCAAGCGCCAAGAGGCUAUCUUUGAGCUUUCCCAGGGGGAAGAAGACUUGAUAGAAGAUCUGAAGCUGGCAAAAAAGGCUUAUCAUGACCCAAUGCUUAAGCUUUCCAUAAUGACAGAGCAAGAGUUGAACCAAAUUUUUGGAACGUUAGACUCUCUAAUUCCUCUACACGAAGAUCUUCUUAGGCGACUUCAAGAAGUCAGGAAACCUGAUGGAUCAACAGAACAUGUUGGCCAUAUCCUUGUGGGUUGGCUCCCAUGCCUAAACUCCUAUGACAGCUACUGCAGCAAUCAAGUAGCAGCCAAAGCUUUAUUGGAUCACAAGAAACAAGAUCACAGGGUGCACGAUUUCCUGCAGCGCUGCUUAGAGUCUCCUUUUAGUCGCAAACUGGACCUUUGGAACUUCCUCGACAUCCCAAGAAGCCGUUUGGUGAAAUACCCAUUACUGCUCAGGGAGAUCUUGAGACACACACCAAAUGAUCACCCAGACCAGCAGCACCUUGAAGAAGCUAUAAAUAUAAUACAGGGCAUAGUGGCUGAAAUCAACGUGAAGACUGGUGAAUCCGAGUGCCAGUAUUACAAAGAGAGGCUUCUUUAUCUUGAAGAAGGUCAAAGGGAUUCGUUGAUUGAUGACUCACGUGUUGUAUGUUGUCAUGGUGAACUGAAGAACAACAGGGGAGUGAAGCUGCACGUCUUCCUCUUUGAAGAAGUAUUGGUGAUUACUCGAGCGAUCACCCAUAACGAGCAGCUCUGCUACCAGCUGUAUAGGCAGCCAAUUCCGGUGAGGGAGCUUGUGCUGGAAGACUUGCAAGAUGGAGAGGUGCGACUGGGUGGAUCCAUACGUGGUGCGUUCAGCAACAAUGAGAGAAUCAAAAAUUUCUUUAGAGUCAGCUUCAAAAACGGAUCUCAAAGCCAGACGCACUCACUCCAAGCCAAUGACUCCUUCAACAAACAACAGUGGCUUAACUGUAUCCGCCAGGCCAAAGAGAAAGUUACGUGUGCAGGCAAAGCUGGGGUGCUGAACUCAGAGGCACAUUUUCUUUUGUCACCAAAUGGAAGCAGAGUACCCCAGGGAGAAACCACACUUGUUGAGAAAAUGGACCAAUCAGACUGUGAGUCAGACUGCAGCAUGGACACCAGCGAGAUCAGCAUCGACUGUGAACGCAUGGAACAGACAAACUCUUGUGAAAAUGAAAAGCAAAUAGAAACCAAUGUCUGACAAAAACUUACAGUUCAUGGAAGAAAAUCUGUCUCUUACCUGUACAGUAUUUGCAUUCCACACAUGGAACCAUUUGGAGAAGCACUUUUAAAAUAUUUUUGUGAUCAUGUCAAUGCAGCCCUUGUAUUCGUACCUAUGAGUGUAGUACUGUAACUGCGGAUCUGUAUAAGCUGGAAUCUCUUGCAACUCGUGUCCUGUGAUUAUAUUCCAUAAACAGCUAAGGUGGAUGAAAGAGGUACUUGACCAGUUAUUCUCAAUGCCCUGCUGUAAACAGAAUCUCUAUACUACUGUCUAUAAGUGCAUUACAUAAAGAAGCUUUUUAUAAUUUUUAAAGUGCUUUAUAUGCCCUUUAAUGGGGCAGCUGAAGAUGUGGACUUAAUAU